This is a messenger RNA of Musca domestica (house fly), 6821 nucleotides long. Its product is annotated as rootletin-like. Lineage: Eukaryota; Metazoa; Arthropoda; Insecta; Diptera; Muscidae. The record is from RefSeq and is a predicted model, not a curated record. The annotation marks the transcript as partial. The transcript is spliced from 11 exons.
ACUCUGUUUUCUGUCUGCCCCCCCUUUCAGAUGCAAGCUUACCGAGACAACUUCAAGCAGACUCCUUGUCCCGCGACUUUCGAUCAGUCAUCACAACCUCAAUCCCGUUUGCCAUUUUCCAAGGGGAAUCGAAGUCGUAGUUCGGUCAAAAACGAUCAUACAACAACGGGAUCCAUCAACGGAGCGGCUUCAGCAACAACGCCAAGAAUGUUAAGUCCAACGCCUUCCGAAGAUAUGGGCACAUCGGCCCUGUUGCGACAAAAUCAAGAGCUGAGACAACGUCUAGCCGAGGAGGCGAAUAGUUAUCGAAGACGUUUGGACACCUAUAAACAGGCACAACAGAAUCAAACCACUUUGGUUAGUCGCCUCCAGUCGAAGAUACAACAAUAUCGGCAACGUUGCAACGAUCUGGAGGAACGUAUGCAGGAAACGAUAAAACCACCGACACCAUGUCCGUCGGCACAGCCGAAAAUAACGACAGGGCCCACCACAAGUCAGGUUAUGUGCUCCACAUCAUUGACCUUGGGCCAUUCGAGUCAACCUUGUUCCUCGUCGCUGGAGACACCACCAUCACCGCCCACCUGCGGAGGAGGUCGGGAAUUUGUGGUCCACGAGGAUAGCGGGGAAUUGUGUCGCAAACUCGAGGAGGAACACAAAAAGUGCGAACAGCUGAUGACUCAAAACAAUGCCCUGCGUCAACAGCUGAUCGAAUCAAAUCGCACCAAUGAGGCACUGACCAAUGAUUUGCAGAAAUUGACAAAUGAUUGGUCCAACUUGCGUGAUGAGCUGCUGGUCAAAGAGGAUGAGUUCAAAGAAGAAGAACAGGCCUUCAAAGACUACUACAACAGCGAACACAAUCGCCUGCUGAAAAUGUGGCGAGAAAUUGUUGCGGUAAAGCGCGCCUUCAAGGACAUGCAAACAGCAAUGCGUAACGAAGUCACCAAAAUGGGUCUCGAAGUCAAUGGGGCCGUCAAGGACAUCAAUUCCACGUGCAAUAAUGUCGCCUUCAAUCAUCAACAAGCCAAACGUCUGCUCGAUGAACAAUUGGCCCAAGUGAAGCGUGAAAAUGAUGACCUACAAAAUCAAUUGGCCACCCUUAAGGUCCAGCACGAAUCGGCACGCCAUGAGGUUUUGGAGCGCGAUCAACGCCUGCUAGAGUUAAUGAAUCAAUUGAAAAAACUGGAAGAUCGUUGUGCCCAGGCAGAGUCCCAGGCCAUGCUGGCAUCGCGUUACAAUGAUGAGAUUGAUCGUUUGAAUAGUUCCAUACGCGAAAUAGCCCAAGCUGUUGUUAUGGAUGCUGAGAUUGCAGAUCGGGAACAGGCCGAGGCAGUAGCAGCAGGGGGUGGUGGUGGUGAUAUGCAACACAUGCACUUAUCGCGGGACAGUGGAGGAGGUGGUGGAGCCGCUUCCACGGCCAAAUCUCCCAGACGAUCAUCGGCCCGGGCCUCCCAAGCCUUUGCCGAGGGUACAAUCUCGGCGGUCCAGGCCGCCUUACACAGAUAUCAAUUAGCCCUGCACGACAUGCAGGUGAAAUAUCAAAAUACCCAAGAGAAUCUAAACGCCACCAAAACCCAACUGGACACCAGCGAAGGCACCAAAGCUCUGCUAACCACAAAAAUACAACAGCUGACCGAAAAAUUGGAUGCAAGCAAUUCCAAACUUUCAGAACUUUUGAAAGAGCGCGAUAGCUUGCAGAAAACUCUCGAUGAGAUCAGGGAUCAAAAACAGCAGUCGGAACAAGGCAAAGCUGAAAUAAAUAAUGCGUUCGAAAAUCUAAGUGCAGAUUUUGAGAAGCUGCAAUUCAACUAUGGCAAAUUGCAAAAGAAAAUCGAUGCCCUGGAGGAGGACAAAAAGGCGGUUGAACUGGAAAUUCAACGGAUUCUGAAGGAUAAAAAUAUAACGGAAUUAAAUUUAAGAGCCGAGGAAGACCGUGGCAGUCGCCUGCGAGAGGAGACCAUAUCACUGCGUGAAGAACUGAAUCGUGUCAGUCUCAAUCGCGAUCUGCUCGAACAACAGCGUAUUGAAUCGGAAAAUAUCAUAAAUUUAUUGGAAAAACAAAAAUCCGAUCUAGAAUAUGAUCUCGAUAAGAUAUUGCUGGAGAAAUGUGAUUUGCAGGAACGUUUGGAGAAGGCUUCGUGCAACAAUUCCUCGGCCAGUGAUGAACUGAAAACCAUACAGUCAACUCUGACAGAGGUCCAGGAAGAGCGUAAAAAAUUGUCGCAACAAUUGCACGAACAGAGCAAUGAAUUGGCUGAGGUACGCAAAGAGCUGAGCAAUUUAGAUAAACUGCGCCUGGAGCUGGAAACCGAUAAUUUGGGUUUCAGUGAAAAAGUCAAAUGUCUGCAAAUGGAAAAAGAGAAGAUCCUACAGGACUUGGCUUGCAUAACGCGGGAUCGUGGCGAUAUACACAAUCAAUUGACGGCCAUGUGUCGCAAAAAGGAGUCCCUGAAUGAGGAGCUGAUGCGAACACGCCAGAGACUGGAACAAACCACGGAAACAAAUAAUCGUUUGAAUCGAAAUCUGGAGGAAAUGGUCAAGGAUGUUGAGGAAAAACAGGUGGUCAUAGAUCUGCAUGAAAAGGAGACGCAUCGCUUGCAGGAAAUGUUGGCCGCUCUGCGCUCCGAAAAAGAAUCCCUAGAUGCGGUGCUCUUCGACACCAACACCAAUUUGGAAGCCACCGAAGAAAAACGUGCCCAAUUGGAAAAAGAUCUGCAAGAGGCUUUGGUGCGCGAGGAGUCGCUGAAAAACAACGUCGCCCGUUUGCAAAAGGAAUUGGAACAAUGCCAACGUCGUGCCCAAGACACCAAAACGCAACUCAUCAAUGCGGCCCGUGAAGCAGAAAAUGAUUACAACCAAAAGUUGGCCAAUCUCAAAUCCAAUGCUGAAGAGGCAGCCAAGAAACAUGCCGAUGAUAUGCUCCAACUGCGCGGUGCCCUCGAAAAGAGAAUGCAACAAGCAUUGCAGGCCCUGCAGACGGCCAAGGAUGAUGAAAUUGAAAAGCAACAAGAACGCUUGGAGGGAUUACAAGCCCACUUGGAGAGUUUGGUGCAACAGCAUGAGGAGGCCUUGAUACGGGCGGAGAAUGAGAAACAACAGGCAUUGCUUAUUGCUCAUCGUGACAAACAGGCAGUGCAAGAAAAAUUGGAAGCCGUGGCACGUGAACUGAAAACCGAACAAGAUGCCUUAGAGAGAGCCAAGCGGGAACAUAAUGCCCGAGAUGAGAAGCAACGCAAUGCCAUUGCCCAACUAAAGGAUGAAUUGGUGGCAUUAAGGACACGAGAAGAAGAACAAAAGAUAAAACUUGAAGAAUGCAUACGCAAACAAGAAAUACAAAUGAAUGCCCUCAAAGAGGAACGCGAUAACUUACAACGCCUAAGUGAUGAAUUGAAAAUGGAUAUCCGCUUGAAAGAUGAUAAAAUGGAAUCGUUGAGCAAUGAGCUGCAGGAUACCAUGCGCAAGGCUAAGGAGAAUGAAGGUUAUAUCGAAAGUAUGCGCAAAGAUCUAACCGAUACCAGACGCCAACUGGCCGACAGCAACAUUGAGCGGGACAAGUAUUCGACUAGCAACAAAGAACUACGUGAUCACGUCAAGCGUGUUGAAGGAGCCAAACGGGAACAAGCCCGUGCCAUUGAAGAAGCCCUGCAAAAGAUAAGCAAUCUGGAAGAGAGUAAAAACACCUUGGAAAUUGAUCGCACCCGCAUCUCGACGAUACUCAAGGAGACGGAGAAUAACCUGCAAAAGACUAGCCAGGAAUUGAAUACCACCAAAAAUACCUUGCAAAAGACCCAAAUGGAAUUCGCCCAAAAGGAUGAAGGAGGCAAGGAGUUGCAAAAUAAAUUGGCCGCCGAAACGGAGCUAAAGGAACGUGCCACCCAGGAAUUGAAUCAGGUGAAAAAACAAUUGGCCGAUUUGGAGGCCAACUUGUGUGCCACACGUCAAGAGCUGGGACGUGCCCGUUGCCAUGCCAAUCAGGAGGAACAUCGUUUCCAUAAUCGUGAACAGGAACUGUUGGCACGUUUGGAAGAGGCGAGGGGUCGUGAAAAGCGGCUGGAAGAUCAAAAACAUAACUUGGAGGUGUGUCUGGCCGAUGCCACACAACAGAUCCAAGAACACAAAGCCCGGCUGGGUGGCGCUGAGGGACGAAUUCGGGCCCUGGAUGAACAGUUGGCCUGUGUGGAACAGCACAAACGGGAGAAUGAACAUAAACUAAGUUCCGUCAUCCACACCCUACGUCGCAUAGCCGGUAUACAAAUAGAUGGCAGUGUAAAUCUCUCACAUCGCCUGGUCAGCCCUUCAAGACGUUUCAGUCCGGUGCGCAGUGUCUCGGGCGGGGUGGCGCCCAGUUGCCAUGAUUUCGAUCAACGUAGCACCUCCCAUUGUGCUGAUGGACCAGCCCUUGAUGUCGACCCUGAUCUAAUACGCAAGGGUGUACGUUGCCUCAUGCACCAAGUGGCUCAAAUCGAACGCGAGAAAGACGAUUUCAAGAUGCAAUUGAUGAGUACCAGGAAACAGCUGCAAGACGCUGCCGAUCAACAAAUGAAAUGCGAUGCCAAAGUCUCGAAGCUACAACAAAUGAUAAGACAUCUGCAACAGGAGAAGAGUAAUCUGGACACUGAGCGUAGCAUGAAAGUUUCUGCUUUGAAUGCUCUCGAAGAGAAAUUCCAAAAGAAGGCCGAUGAAUGCCAACAGCUAAGGGAGAAGUUGGCCCAAACAGAAAUGCAAUUGAAUUCCUGCAGCGAGGAGAACUCGCAAAACGAAGAACGUCUGGAGAAGUGUCGGCAACAUGGUGCCAAGUUGGAGAACGAAAAACGCCACUUGCAGGAGGAACUGGCCAAGAUCGAGGGACGGGCAACUAAAUUGGAUUUGCAACGUGUGGCCUUGGAGGGAGAUAUUACACGCCUACAAAUGGCCAUGCAGGAGAAGGAUUGUCACAUACGGGCAGCCCAGGAACGUUUGGACAAUCAAAAUAGGUCCAUGGCCCAACUGGAGGAUAGAUGUGCCUCACUCAAGACCUCGCUGGAUCAAAUGAAAGAAAGGCUACAAAAGGCCGCCGUUGUUGAGGCUGAGCUAAGGGGAGAACUUAAGACAGCCAGCAAGGAAAUUUCCGAACAAGGCCAUUGCUCCCAGGCCAAUGAAGAUAAAUUGAAAUUACUGCAGAAAUCCCUGCAAACAGCUGAAAAUGAAAAACGCAUUCUGAGCGAGCGUUUGGAAAAGGCCCAGUCAUCCAUUAACGACUUGCGACGUGGCCAGCAGGCCCAACUCGACAGUGCCCAACGUUUACAGGAUCAAGUCAAUGAUUUGGAGGUGAAAAACUCUGCCCUGGAAUCACAACUACGCAUAGCUAAAUGGAAUCAAGAGUCGGGUGAUAAGAAUUCCAGUUCAAGUAAUCACCUCGGCGAAGAGGAUGAACUAAGUCGCCAAUUGAAGUCUUCACAAAGAGAAAAAUCCGAACUGCGCAGCAAAUUGCAAGUACUGCAGGAUAAGGUGAAACAAUUGGAAUCGGAACGAAAGAGCAAGUUUGCCGGUGAUAGUGUUUUCGAUCGGUCGGAAAAAUCGGCAAUGGGCGGAGGCGGAGGUGGCCAAAGUUCUUAUUACGAUGGCAACUAUGAUUCGAACCGCUUGGAGAACAACACGGCCGCCAACAAUAAUUAUCAACGUAAAAGCUCGGCGGCAGCUGGUGGUGGUGGUGGUAGUUUCAACUGUGGCCUAGAUCAUGCUGUCAUUGAGCAAGAAAAUCGUGAUCUACGUUUGAAGGUGCGCCGUUUGGAAACUCUUUUGGCCGAGAAGGAAUCCGAACUGGCCCGUUGCAAGGCACGCAUUCAUGACAGUGCCAAAUGUAUGGAUGGCAUGGAUACAGAACGUUAUCGCAGCGCCCAAAUGCAUGCCGAGAAGCUAUUGGAUGCCCGUGAGCAGAGUCAUCGCCAACAAGUUUUGCGGCUGGAGAAUCAGAUCUCCAUGUUACGUGAACAAUUGGCCCAGGAAGCCAAACGGCGUCAGCAGUACAUUUUACGUAGUUCCAAGGCAAAUCGAGAAAUGCAACAUUUACGUAGUACCCUAGGAGACUCAUUGCGACAUGUUUCACAGCAUCCUUUGGAUCCUAAUCUAUUGGAGAGUGAAUCCAGGAGAUUGGACAAUGCCGUAUCGAUGAGUCUACCGCCAUCAACCUGUCGUGAUUAUGAACGCGAUUAAAAGGGGAAAAUAUGGAACUGUCCUAACAAACACUACCUAAUGCAUUUAUUUUGUUUUUUUAAACCAAAGAAAAUUAGAGAAAUAAUGCCACACACAUUUUUUAUAGGCAUCCUGUGCACUCAUACAUAUCUACAUAUUUAGAAUAAGUUAGAUGAAUACUACCAAUACACCAUACAAACACAGAAAUCAUUUUACAUAAUCGAAAAGUCAAAAAGAUUCAAUAAAUCCCAUAACAAAAAAAAAAAUAACACAUCAACUCAUUAAUUUUUUAUGGACAACAAGAAGACCAAAAAUUGUUGCAGAGAAGUAGCUUAUCAUUGUCUGCCUAGGAAGACAAUUGAAUAUAGUGUGUUCAAUAUAUGUAGAGAGAGAAAAAUCAAGUUUGGACAUGAUCACUCAUUUAGCUGGCAGCAAAAAUAAAAAGGAUAUUUAUGUGACACGGUUACUGUUCUCCUGUUUUAAAGAAAGAGAACAGUCAACAUACAAAACACUUUUUUUAGUUUAAAAAGCAAAGAGUAAGUAAUGGUAGAUUAAACAUUUUAAAUUUCGCAUUUACACAUUCAUCAUAACAACCAACCAACCUACAAACAGACUCACUCACACUCAAACAUGUUACUAAUAUUUGAUAUAUG